Aspergillus pseudonomiae is the source of this 612-nucleotide messenger RNA. RefSeq lists its product as uncharacterized. Lineage: Eukaryota; Fungi; Ascomycota; Eurotiomycetes; Eurotiales; Aspergillaceae. The transcript has a single exon. The record is from RefSeq and is a predicted model, not a curated record. The coding region runs from base 1 to 612 and encodes 203 amino acids.
AUGCAAUUAGUUCCCGGAACAGAUCUUCUACAACUCUGGGAGAAGCUCUCGUGCAAUGAGAAGGCGUCUGUAUGUGAUCAACUAAAAGAGAUAUUCGCUCAAAUUCGCAGCAUCCCCUCACGGGGUUAUUUCGGGGGCGUGACCGGAGGCCCUGUUCAAGAUCGACUCUUUUGUUGGAUGGACGAGGAUCCACGUAUCAAUGGGCCUUUCAAGACAUCGGAGGACUUUCAUCUGGGUCUGGCUCUCCUUGCACAAAAGCAGGAGGAGCGCAAUGAUAGACACCCAUGGAGCUCAGAGUGGUUUGCACGACACCUUCCACAAGCACUAAAAGACCAUCCGAGUACCUUUACGCACUCUGACUUGGUCAGGCAAAACAUUAUGGUUCAAGAGCUUCUGGGAAACGAUGGCCACACUGAUAGACAGUUUAAGGUGACGGGCAUCAUAGAUUGGGAGUUCGCUGGAUGGUAUCCCAGGUACUGGGAGCAUGCCGUGCUCUUUGCUGACUAUCUUUGGGAAGGAGACUGGGAGAAGAAGAUCGAAACGUUCAUCGAUCCUUGGCCCCUCGAAGCAGCGCUCUUGAGAUUGGUAAAGGUUGAUUUGGAGGGUUUCUAG